AUGCUGUUGCUGCAGAAGUGCAACAGUCGCUUGACGCAAACUUCUUCGAGACCUGAGGAUGGCCAGCAGCACCAAAAGAAAAAGAAUGGCAAAUUAAAGAUUUCUUCACUUCUUUCUUCCUUCUAUCCUAUCUUCCUUUCUUUCUCCUUCCUUCUUUCCUUCCUUCCUUCCUUUCUUUCUUUCUUUCUUUCUUUCUUCGAUUUUCUUUAUUUUUCUUUAUCACUCAAUUCUUUCGUUCAUCGGAACAAAGAUUUUUUUUUUUGCAACUUUUGUAAAUAUCAUACAUUAUUAAUUUUUUCUUUCCUGCUCCCUUUACAUCAUCCUUUUUCUUAUUUCAUUCUUUUUUCAUAUUGUUUCUUUUUUUUUUUUUUUUCCAUUUUAUUGCUUCUUUUUGUAAUCGGCUUUUUCCGUUGCCCUUCGUUCUUUUACUUUUCUCUUUUUUUCUUUACCGCUCUAAUUUUCCUUUUCUAUUUUCUUUCUCUCUUUUUCUUUACCUCUCUAAUUUGUCUUUCUAAAUUCUCUAAUUUGUCUUUCUUUCUUCUAUUUUCUUUCUCUUUUUUUCUUUACCGCUCUAAUUUUUCUUUCUUUUUCUAUUUUUCUCUCUUUUUUCUUUACCUCUCUAAUUAUUCUUUCUUUUGUCCAUUUUCUUUCUCUCUUUUUUUUUCUUUACCUCUCUCUUUCAAUCUUUAUUUAUUUCUUCUUUUGUACCUAACUUAUCACUGCUUCUUUAAUUCUUUUACUUGUUUUCUUUAUUCUUUCUUUUUCAACAUUCUUUAUUCCUUUCUUUCCUUGUUCAAAUCUAUCAUUCAUUUUUCCGUUAUCUAUCUAUCUAUCUAUCUAUCUCUAUAUAUAUGUAUAUAUAUAUAUCAGAGAUUAUUCACUAUCUAUCUAUUUGAGUCCAUUCACUUUCUAUCUAUCUAUCUGAGUCUAUUCACGAUCUAUCUAUCUAUCUAUCUAUCUAUCUAUCUAUCUAUCUAUCUAUCUGAGUUUAUUCACUAUCUAUCUAUCUAUCUAUCACAGUCUAUUCACUCUCUAUUUAUCUAUUUAUCGAUCUAUCUCAAUCUGUUCAUAUCUAUCUAUCUAUCUAUCUAUCUAUCUAUCUAUCUAUCUGUUCGUGUUCGGUAA
Acanthosepion pharaonis is the source of this 1125-nucleotide messenger RNA. Lineage: Eukaryota; Metazoa; Mollusca; Cephalopoda; Sepiida; Sepiidae. The record is from the annotation of a GenBank genome assembly.